Molecule: messenger RNA, 3471 nt
Organism: Plasmodium reichenowi
Lineage: Eukaryota; Apicomplexa; Aconoidasida; Haemosporida; Plasmodiidae
Product: RNA helicase, putative
Exons: 1
Coding region: 1-3471 (1156 amino acids)
Biological process (GO): mRNA splicing, via spliceosome
Cellular component (GO): catalytic step 2 spliceosome
Molecular function (GO): RNA binding
Source: RefSeq, a predicted model, not a curated record
AUGAGGAAUCGUUUGUUUUAUGUUACCUCCUUUUUGAAGGGAGAAGGAGAAAACAUGUUCAAUCUGUUUAGGUGCACAUACCAUAGUAUUCAUAAAAUGAGCAAAGAUAAAAACAAGAAUUUUGUUAUUGGAAGAAAACAUUAUGUAAAGAGGAAUUUAAAAAAGAAAGAAAGAGACAAUGAGAAAUUUAUAAAAAGUGAAUUAUAUAAAAAUAGUUUUUUAGAAUAUAAUUUAAAAACUGAUAUAUAUUUAAAAUUAAAUGAAUUAGGUAUUAUGAAUCCUUCACGUAUACAAAUGAAUGUGAUACCUUUAUUACUAAGUGAAAAAAAAAAAAAUUAUCCAAGUAAUAAUAAUAAUAAUAAUAAUAAUAUUAAUAAUAUUUAUAGUAGUAGUAAUAAUAAUAAUAAUAGUAGUAGUAGCAGUCAUACGUUUCAUCGAGAUGGUAUUAUAUCCAUAAGUAGAAAUAACAUUUACAAUGAAAUAUUAAAGAAUAGAAUAGAAAUAAAUAACUACCUAAAAAAAAAAAAUAUACUUAUACCCGGAAAAAAUAAUAUGUAUAAUGUUGAGAAAUAUAAAAAUGAAAAUAAUAUAGAAUAUAAUUAUAAUAAUAACCAUAAUACACACACAGCACCUAAUCUGAUGUAUCCUUUGAAUGAUGAUAGAGAAAAAAUUAUAUCUAUGAAUAAGAAUAAUGAAAAAUGCUUUAAUGAUGUAUACUUAAUCGUUAGCCCCAAUAAUAGUGGGAAAACAUUAAGUUAUUUUCUUCCUAUAUUAGAUAAUUUUUAUAAAUCGAACGAACGUAUAAUGAAAUAUUUAUUAAAUUUUUAUCAUUUUUUAAAUAAAUAUAAUUAUAAGAAAUGUAAAAAUAAAUUAUAUAGAAAAAAAGAAAGGUUAAGAUAUGCUCAUCGUAGGAAGGAUGAAAAUCUUUUUUUUAAUAUAUCAUAUGAGAAAUAUAAAGUGAAUAAGAGAAUUAUACAUAUGCGUACAUAUAAAAAUUAUAGUAUAAAUAAUAGUUAUAUAAAAAAUAAGAGGAAUAAUCAAUUGAAUAGUUUAAGACAUAAGAAAAAUGUCUUUUUCCCAUAUGCUAUCAUUUUAACAAAUACAAGAGAAGCAGCUUGUGAACUUUUUUGUUUAUUAAAAAAAUUCGAUAUAAAUAUUGAAUUAUUGAGUGGAGGAUAUUUAAAUAAGAAGAAAUCUAUAAAGAAAUACCACGUAGAAUAUUUUUCUGAUAUAAAUCGAAAUUAUAAUGAUAAACAAGAAAAUAUAUGGAUAGAUACUUCUUAUAGAGGUAGGUAUGAAUAUGUCAGAAAUAUAAAAGAAAAAACAAAUGACAAAAUAAAACCCUCUGGAGGGAAUGAGCGAAUAAAUUACAAUAUAGACCUUUUGAUAGGGACUCCAGAUAAAAUAUUUGAAAAGAUGGAAAAUAUCAAGAAUAAACAUUUAUAUAAUUUCAAAUUUUUAAAAUAUUUUAUUAUUGAAGAGUCAGAAUCUUUAUGUAACGUUUUUAAUGAGAGAAAGUUACAGUUAUUAUUUAACCAUAUUAAAAAAUAUACAAAUAUGUAUUAUUUUAGGGGUUUACAAAAAUGCAAUGAAGAGGAUAUGGAAUAUCAUAAUAACAGGGAAAACAGUAAAUAUUCGAAUAAAUUGUUGGAUAAGAGCAUUGAACAGAGUGAUGAAGAGGGGCGGAAAAAAAUACGAAAGAGAGUGUCUGGGAAUAGGUUUACAAUUAAAGAAAUUGGAGUUAAUGAUGAUAUGUAUGAACAUGAAGUGAACGACCAUAAAAUGACGGAUUAUAAAAGUAAGGAUAAUAUGUAUGAACAUGAAAUGAACGACCAUAAAAUGACGGAUGAUAAAAGUAAUGAUAAUAUGUAUGAACAUGAAGUGAACGACCAUAAAAUGACGGAUGAUAAAAGUAAGGAUAAUAUGUAUGAACAUGAGAUGAAGGACCAUAAAAUGACGGAUGAUAAAAGUAAGGAUAAUAUGUAUGAACAUGAAGUGAACGACCAUAAAAUGACGGAUGAUAAAAGUAAGGAUAAUAUGUAUGAUGUUGUUAAUAAGGAUGAUACAUAUAGUAUUAAUAGUAAAGAUAGGUUGGAGGGGGAUUUCAAUAAAAUAUAUGGUUUUCAUAAUACAAAUAAUAAUUAUAUAAAUACACGACAAGUGGUUGAUGAUGAAAUAGAAAAAACACAAGGUGAAUUACGUCCCAUUUUAGAAAAAGGAAAUAAUAAGGAAAACAAAAUAAAUAAUGAAAAAAAAAAAGAUAUAUAUAUUGAUAAUAUAAAUAUUAAGAAUAUAAAAAAUACUUUAUAUUCAAAUAUCCCUAUUAGCAUUUUUGUAUCAUCUACUAAAACCUGUGCUAUUUCAGAAUUUUUAAAUAACAAUAUAAGGAGUAAAUAUAUUCAACAAAUAAUAAAUAUAAGUAGUCACCACAUUGAUAAGGAUAUGAAGCAUAUAUUUAUUAAUAGUAAAAAUAAGGAGAAAGUAUCUUUAUUAUUAGAAAUACUUAAUAGUAAAGAGAUAAAUAAGGGUAAAAUAUCAAAUAAUUACAGGAAUAAUUUAUUAUAUGGAAAUAUAUAUAGUGGGAGAAAUUAUGCUUUUGUUUGCCGAUAUGUAAUAUUUUGUAAUACUAGAAAGAGUGUAAUGAAUAUUCGAGAAAUAUUAGAAGAAUUAGAAUAUAAAGUAAGUUAUAUACAUAAUGAAAUGAACUAUAAAGAUAGGAGUAGAAAUUAUCGAGAUUUUAAAAAAGGGAAAACGAAUAUACUAAUAUGUACUAAUAUAUUAAGUAGAGGUGUUAAAUUUGAUAAUUGUGAAAUAAUAAAUUAUGAUUUAAGUAAUAAUAUAAAUGAUUAUAUAUAUAAAACAAAAAAUAUUUGUGGAUUUUCUAAUUUCGAUAAAAAUAAUAAUUCCUUAACAUCCUUUUUUAAUAAAAAAACUACGAAUAUUGUUAAUGAUAUAAUUGAACGAACUGUUGAUAAGAAACAAAUUAUUUUUCAAAAUCUAAAUAAAAAAGUAAGCAAAAUGUUAAAAUUACAAAGUAAAUAUUAUGAUAUAGUCAAAAAAAAGAAAAAAUAUCAAAAACGAGGUGGAAGAAAAGCAUUGCAUAUUGCUCCUAAAAGAAAUUGUUUAAGUAAAAGAAAUAAAAUUUUAUCUAAGAAAUUAUAUUUUUAUCAUAAGAUGGAAAUCGAAAGGAAAAGAUUAAUAAAAAAAGGUAUACUUAAGGGUCAUGAAAAAAUACCAAGAUAUCCUAAUAGACAAGCACAAGAAUAUGAUAGUAAUGAAUAUAAUUCCAUGAAUAAAUUAAACGACGGAUCAUUACAAAUACUAGCCAAAAAGAGAAAAACAAAGAGAAAUAUAAAUAAAAAUAAGGAAAUACAAUAUGAUCAAGAUACUAUUGUAUUGGAUAAUAUGCCUACAUAUGAAGAAGAAGCAAGUAUUAAGGAAAAAAAAUAUCAGAAGAAAACUUACUUUUAA